Misgurnus anguillicaudatus (oriental weatherfish) is the source of this 4941-nucleotide messenger RNA. It is a transcript of the gene nr5a1b, whose product is annotated as nuclear receptor subfamily 5, group A, member 1b. Gene Ontology annotation, biological process: regulation of transcription by RNA polymerase II; hormone-mediated signaling pathway; tissue development. Gene Ontology annotation, molecular function: RNA polymerase II cis-regulatory region sequence-specific DNA binding; nuclear receptor activity; zinc ion binding. Lineage: Eukaryota; Metazoa; Chordata; Actinopteri; Cypriniformes; Cobitidae. The record is from RefSeq and is a predicted model, not a curated record. Gene Ontology annotation, cellular component: RNA polymerase II transcription regulator complex.
GUGUGUGCAUGUGUGUGAAUAUGAGGGCAUGUCUGCAAUGUGAACGCGCGAGGCCAAAACACUAAGUGCCGCUGCCCUCGCGGACAUCACACUCGUUUUUACCGGGCUGGCGCGCGCACACACGCAUUGAACCGGCGGUAUCUUGCAGGUGUUGCGGAUCCACAGAGUACCGACGAGACGCGUUUUGCGGGAUUAAAUUGCUACCGCAGAGAGCAUCAGCACUGUACUACCGCAGAGAAACACAGAGUUACCCACAGGAGGCGCUCGGCGGGGCGGGAUGGACUACAGUUAUGAUACGGAACUGGAAGAGUUGUGUCCGGUGUGUGGGGAUAAAGUUUCUGGCUAUCAUUAUGGUUUAUUAACCUGCGAGAGUUGCAAGGGUUUCUUUAAGAGGACCGUGCAGAAUAAUAAACGUUACACGUGUGCGGAGAGCCAGGACUGUAAAAUUGACAAAACCCAGAGGAAACGAUGUCCAUUCUGCCGCUUUCAGAAAUGUCUCAACGUCGGGAUGCGACUGGAGGCUGUGCGCGCGGACAGAAUGCGAGGAGGGCGCAACAAAUUCGGUCCGAUGUACAAACGCGACCGGGCAUUGAAGCAACAGAAGAAGGCGCUCAUUCGAGCAAGUGGCCUAAAGUUGGAGACCACGCCCCCUCUACUAUCAUCACCCCAGACCGACUACAACUUUAACACAACUAUGCCUGUCCCGGCUCUAAAAACCAGCCACCCAAACAUUGGCACAGCUGUGGCCCCUGCCGAUUAUGAACAUAGUCUGUAUGCAUCAAGCUCGCUAAGUUUGUCCGUCCCAAUUCCUGCUCACACCCCACUGCCAGCACAGUACCCGUACCCAGCCCUGCCCGGCCGUGCCAUCAAGUCCGAGUACCCUGACCACUACACAAGUUCAGAGCAUUACACGAGCGCCAGCUCCCCCGAAUCCAUGCCAGGGUACACGUAUGUCGACCAGACACAGGUGUCCACCAGUCCUCCGCUGCCCACACCGGGCCUGGCGGUACCGGCGCUGGUUCUGGAGUUUGUUCAGUGUGAACAGGAUGAGCUACAGGUGCAAAGCAAGAUAAGCGCCCACCUGGCACACCUGCAGCAGGAACAGAACCCUCGGGGCACCGUAGCCAAUCAGGAACAGAACGCACGGCACGCAGCCAAACCAGAAAGGCUCACCACCUUUGGCCUAAUGUGCCACAUGGCCGAUCAGACGCUCUUCUCCAUUGUGGAGUGGGCACGGAGCUGCUUCUUCUUUAAGGAGCUCAAGGUAGGAGAUCAGAUGAAGUUGCUCCAUAAUUGUUGGAGUGAACUUCUCGUGCUGGAUUACAUCGGCAGACAGUUGCAUCAUGGGAAAGCGGACAGUGUGCUUCUCAUUACGGGACAAGAGGUUGAGCUUGCGUCUGUAUUGGCCCAGGCAGGGGUCACUCUGUGUGGAAUGAUACAGAGAGGUCAGGAGCUUGUGCACCGUCUACAAGAACUUCAGCUUGACCGCAGAGAAACGGCCUGUCUGAAAUACCUAAUCCUCUUUAACCCUGAUGUGAAACUGUUGGAGAACCAGCCUUACGUGGAAAGCGUGUACGAGCAGGUGAAUGCAGCGCUUCUGGAGUACACGCUCUGCGUUUAUCCGCAGUUUCCGGACAGGUUCAGUCAGAUUCUCCUGCGCCUUCCCGAGCUCAGAGCGUUGAGCGCGCAGGCCGAAGAUUACCUGUGUUACAAGCACCUGAGCGGCGAGGUGCCGUGCAACAACCUCCUUAUUGAAAUGCUGCAUGCCAAGAGAACCUGCAUCUGAUUCGCACAUACGCGCACAGGCCUGAUUCCUUCACUGAAGAUACCGUCAUUGCAGUCUGUUUUCGACUAGGUGUGUGAGGGAUCAUCUCUCGCGUGCAAAAAAACCUCAUCAACCAUGCCACUGUGUUCACGAGAGAUAGAGAGAGCGUAGGAAAGAAGGAGCAAAUUUUAAUGUGCCUUCCCUUGCAUUACACACAUGCACGCGCACACAAACUCGCACGCUAAUCUAAUGCUAAUUGUAUCUCACAUGCUGUAUUACAGAAACAGUUCACCCAAAAUAAAAAUUACCCCAUAAUAUUAAUAAAAGACUUUCUUUCUUCAGACAAAAAUCGAGUGAUAUUAAAAGUGCAUUGUGUAACUUUUAAAAGGAUCUCUUGACAGAAAUGCAAUAUAAUAUACAUACCUAUAUUUUCAGUGGUGUAUAAAGACCUUACAAAAUGAACUGUUAUGUUUUUAUUACCUUAGCAUGAGCUUUUUUAUCUUUAUACACCACGAGUCCCCCCACAUGGAAGUCGCCAUUUUGCACCGCCAUGUUUCUACAGAAGCCCUAAAUGGACAAACCGUUUUAUAGAGUGCGUUUUGUCCCUACAUUGAUGACGUGUUUGUCUUUUUUAUGCGUUUCGAAAGGGAGGGGUGAGCCAUUGUUUGCAAUUCACAGUCUCACCACUAGAUGCAGCUAAAAAUCUACACACUGCACCUUUAAUAUAAUCUUGGCUCUUCCUAGCUUCGUAAUGGCGUUGAAUAGUGGCGUUUUUUUGUAGCCCAUCCAUUAUCAGAAAAAGGAAUCCUCAUAACUCUGAUGGGUUAAUUUCUUCUGAGUGUUAGCGAAACGAUAUGUUUGUAAUAGAAAACGAUUUGUAUCUUGAACGUAUUUAGCGUUCGAUACACCAUGUUGAAAUGUAAACACAUCUAGAUUAAAAUUAGGGAUGCACGAUAUAUCGGCCGACAUAUCGUUAUCGGCCGAUAACUGCUUGUUUUUAAUAUUAUCGGUUAUCGGUCUGAUAGCAAAAUUAGGCAGAUAAAUUAUGGAUUAUUUUGGUUUGUUGAACCACUUCACUUGCUCAUUGCUGGCCAUGUGAAGUUUUGAUUGGUGCUUUCUGUGACAUAGCACGAAGAUGACACGUGUUGCGGGCUUAAUAAGAGUAUGCUAGUCUAGCGCAAAGACAAGAUGUCCGCGGUCUGGGAGUUUUUCAUUGUGAAAAUAAUAUGAAUAUUUAUCCACCUAUAUAUAUAUCGGUUAUCGCCCCCCAAAUGUAAAGAGUUAUCGGUUAUCGGUAUCGGCUAAAAUUUCCAUAUCGGUGCAUCCCUAAUUAAAAUUACCUGCACGUGUUCUGCAUUUCGUCAUGACGCAUAUGACGAUUAUGAUCGUGACUAGGAUAACGACAUGAAGUUCAAGCCCAUUUCUAAUGCCGAGAAAUCGCGGCACCAAUCAGAAACGUUGGGGCUUUACAUGAUGACGACAGCGCAGUGACGGUCAAGCAGAUUUUGUACAUUACAAAGAUGGAUGCCGCCGUGGAACAUCACUCGUUCGAAUCAGCUAUCGCGUCUGUUUUAAGCAAUUUAAACUUUUCAUUUUCUUAAAAAGCCUUCAUAUCUAAAAAAGAUGUUAUCGCUGUCUUAAUGACUGGAUUCGGCAAAAGUCUGAUAUAGCUCUGCAUACGUCAUCUCCUUCAUUGCUGUGAUUGGUUUUAGGUCUAUCCAAAUGGACACAGACGCAUUUGAGAGAUGUUCGUUGGUGACGCCCCUUUGGAAAUUAUUUGUCUAUGAAGCUUUGCCAGACCAUAACUCAGUUACUACUGGUUUUAACCAGGCUAUAGAAGAACCAUUUUAAUCCCAAAAUUACCUUAGAGUCAAAGGUGCUUAAAAGAGGUUCUUAAAAGGUUCUACAAAGAGCCUUUUAUGCAACAGAAGAGAAAGUUGUAAAAAUAGGAAUCUUUAUUUUGAAGGGGGUGUGCACACCAAGGCGUUUACGUCAGCGGCCGGCGUAUGUUUUCAAUUGAUUCCAAUGAAGUGCCAGGCUUUUCAAAAAUGCCAGCAGCUGGCAGGUUUUGUCCGCACUGAGCGCCGGCACUCAGCGUUUUUUUCCCGUGCUCGGCGCUGAGCGGCGAGAGUUGAAAAAUGUUCAACUUUGGGUGAAACGCUCAGCUCGUUAAUGUCACUUCUCACUCUGCCGUCCAAUCACCGUGGAGGAGGGGCGGGACAAAUAUCAACAACCAACCGGCGCAUCGUUUAACGAUAAACAACGCAGAAGUAUCUUAGCAACCAAAGCUCACAGCUCUCGGCUGAAAAAAGCUGGCAAGCGCCUACAGUCGGCGUCCACCUGGCGUUUUUAGCUGCGUUUAAACGCUUUGGUGUAGACGUGCCCCCUAAGAGUUGGUAGCUAAAGCAUAAUUAAGUUAUCCUAAAUAUUUAAACAUUGAACGUGCAAAGGGCAGGGAAUAUCCAGAGCCUUGCGAAUGACUGGCGAACAAAUUCAUUCUUUGUAUAAUUGCUCGACUCUUACCGUUUUUUUGUUUGUUUUGUUUUGUUUUUAAUAGACAUCAAACAUGAAUGGCCUAUGGGCGGCCCGUGUUAUUUCAAGGCAAAAAUUAAGCAUAUAUUAUGCAUUGAAAGCUAAGGGUUUUCUCAAGAGGGGCUCAAUGGCCAGUAAACAAGCUAAAUAUCUCUUCAGUAACGCUCCCUUUUAAGACAGAGAGCAAGAGAAAGGCCCAUUCACCCAUCAAACACAAAGCAUUAAUAGCUCUGAUCCAAAACCUAUACAACAAGCCUGUGUGCGUUUUAAAAGAGGCUUACAUGUGUGUGCGUGUAAAUGUUAAGGAAAGGGGAGGUCAUUUAGGAUUUGCAAUUUUGCCUUAACACUGUUGAUCCUGUGAAGCUGAGAAAAUAAAUCGGCAUAAACAUUUAUUUGGAUGUGUGUUUGUGUCUAUGCGUUCUAGUGUGUGCGGGUGUGUCCGUGGGGUUCAAUAUUACGCCUCUCUUGAGCUUAGGCCAAACCGACUAUCAUAUCUGAGCAUGUUUCCGAUCGGAUCAUUUUGUAAAGUGGCGUGUGUCUGAUUGGUCUCUUUCACGUAAACAUGUUUGUGUCAAUGACAUUUGUUAAUAAUGUGUUUAACUGUAUUGUUUCAAAUGAAUAAAUACAAAUUAUUUAAACCAGCA